CUGUCACAACAAGGAGGGCACGUUUCGGAGGAUUCGUCCUGUUUUAGCGUCGCCAGAGAUGAACGUUGGGAGCCUGCACGACUUGAUCUCGCAUAUGUUCGAAUGGGGAUCUCCCUGGACGGUGUUUACUACAUGGCUGAGUGUCAUCAUCGCUGUGAUCCUUACGAUUACAAGAUUCGUUGCGAAGAUUGGAGAGCAUAAAAACAAGCCCACGGCACCCGGCCCUCGGGGAGUGCCCAUUUUCGGCUACCUUCCUUUCUUACGAAAACCUUACCAUAUCACCUUUAAGGAGCUGAGUAAACGCUAUGGACCCAUAAUAAGUGUUAGGCUUGGCUGCAAAAACGUGCUGGUACUCAAUGAUUUCAAGUCUAUCAAGGAAGGACAUUCGAACCCAGAUGUACUCGAUCGGCCGAACGACUUUAUAUUUCGGUACCUCGGAAUGGAAGGUGUCGCUUCAAUCAACGGAGAACGAUGGCAAGUGAACAGGCGGUACUGCUUUCACGUGUUGAGAGACCUCGGUUUUGGAAGGAAAUCUAUGGAGAAACACAUUCAAGAGGAGGCACAGUCCUACAUGGCUCUGCUUGCGUCAGGCAAGAAAGAGCCAAUGCUGGUGGCCCCUACGCUCGCAUCCAGUGUGGCCAACAGCAUGUCAGCUCUGAUAUUCGGCCAACGCUAUGAACAGGAUGACCCGAAGGGUCGCCAUGUAGAGAGAAUGCUGACCAAGUUGCUGCGCGAAGCGCACUUCUUGUCCAUCGCAGAUUUUCUGCCGGCCCUCCGGUUCGUCGCAACACGCCUGCCAACCACGAAGUUGUACGCCAUGAAAUCUGUCUUCCAAGAGCUGCGCGCAUUCAUCAGCAAUGAAGUGCGUGAAAGGGAAGAAGAUACGGAGGUGCACAUUGAGAUGGAUUUCAUAGACGGAUACCUGCGGAAGAUUAAGGAAGGCGAAGGAAAAGAAUCUCACUUCAGUGUUCCGACACUGGUGGGCAGUACGGUCAACUUCUACAGCGCGGCCACCAACACCGUGCGAAGUGCGGUCUUGUGGAACCUGUACAUCGCGGCCAGCGACCCAGACGGUCUGCAAGCGCGCGUGCAGCGCGAAAUCAACGCUGCGAUUGGAUGCAACACGGCGCCCUCUUGGGAAGACAGGCGUCGGACGCCUUUUACAAUGGCGUGCAUCCUGGAGGCUCUCCGGUGGAGGACCACGUCCCCCCUGGGCCUUCAGAGGGCAGCAGGCAGAGACACGGUAAUUUGCGGAUACCACGUUCCUGGCGGCACUAUGGUGAUUGCCAACUUGUGGAGCCUUCACAACGAUCCUGCCUACUGGCCCGAACCGUCCAAGUAUGAUCCCACGCGAUUUCUCAACGCCGACGGCACUGAAGUGAACGACAAGCCGGCGGCGUUUCUUCCUUUUGGAACUGGAAGGAGACAGUGCCCUGGUAAAACGUUGGCCCUGAUGGAGGUCUACUUGUACGUGGCCACAACGCUUCAGAGGUUCAAGGUGCUUCCGGAAGAAGGCAAAGUCAUCUCCCUCGCCACGGCACCCGCUCUGCUCAACGUCGCGAAUGACGCUCAGAAACUGCGUUUUAUACCACGAUAAUAAACCGAAAGCUUGCUAGCGAUUGUU
Rhipicephalus microplus (southern cattle tick) is the source of this 1624-nucleotide messenger RNA. Its product is annotated as cytochrome P450 2H2. Gene Ontology annotation, biological process: xenobiotic metabolic process. The record is from RefSeq and is a predicted model, not a curated record. NCBI's taxonomy places the organism in Eukaryota, Metazoa, Arthropoda, Arachnida, Ixodida, Ixodidae. Gene Ontology annotation, molecular function: oxidoreductase activity, acting on paired donors, with incorporation or reduction of molecular oxygen, reduced flavin or flavoprotein as one donor, and incorporation of one atom of oxygen; iron ion binding; heme binding. Gene Ontology annotation, cellular component: intracellular membrane-bounded organelle; cytoplasm.